Molecule: messenger RNA, 2458 nt
Organism: Alternaria alternata
Lineage: Eukaryota; Fungi; Ascomycota; Dothideomycetes; Pleosporales; Pleosporaceae
Exons: 1
Coding region: 501-2396 (631 amino acids)
Biological process (GO): negative regulation of toll-like receptor 9 signaling pathway; apoptotic process
Source: RefSeq, a predicted model, not a curated record
UAAUAGGCUUUGCUUCUGAUAUGUCAAUCACUCGAUGUGAAGUUGCUGACAUGUGCAGCCUCGCCCCGCCUCAUGGUUGGGUGCGCCUUCCGUGCCGACAGGUCCACCAUCCAGGAUUAUCAGGCAAUCGGGGUACUAACAAAGUUCUAGACUUCAUUCGGACACCAACACCAAUCCCGGAGGCAACAGACAGCUACCAAGUUUCCCUUCAGCUUUUCCUGUCUCAUACAGCCGCGAGUUCAUUUCGAUGGUAGCGCCUGACACAAUGACGUCGUGGCACUCUGCUCCGCGGUGCUCGCUGGUUCAGCAAACGAAGGCCGCCGCGCACUCGAAGGAAGGCGCGAUGACGGCCCUCAUAUAUUCACUCGCACUUGAUCUGCUGGAUGGGAAUGUUCAAAUACUCAUCCAGUCCCCGAACAUUAUCGUUACAUUAAUAACACCUAGUAAUGCAGCCUACGCACGUCGCGCAUAACUAACCGACGCCCUGCGCCACCACCCAUAUGGAUAUCCAGAAAGAGCUCAUUCAGGUCGACGAACUGAACAUCGGGCUCGAUCGAUCACACAUCACUUACCAAGGGCAAAUUGAACUACCCGGAAACCACUCCGGAAGUAGCAGUGACGACAUACCUCACUCACACGAUCUCAACAGAAGUACGGAGGAUCAUGUUUCGUCAAACACGUCGUCUACUAGCAGGAUAGUCAACAAGGUUCGGCAGAAGAGACAUAAUGCCGGUGUCAAGAUUAGAAAGACCCUGCAUAUCGCAAAGCCAGAAGAUGAGGCUGAGGAGCCCGAUCCAGAUUCGAUAGUACUUGUUGAUACUACCGAAAUAAAGGAAUCGAACUCACGCCUUGACCACAAGUCUACAGCAUCGGAGAAGCACACACUGAAGGACCUUUUACACAACCCGAUCGACACGGUGAAAUCUGCAGGAUGGUGUCAGGGAAAUCAAGAAGUUGCAGCAAACAUAGCUGUAAGCGAAAUUCCUCAUGGCCGGGAGGUGGAUUUGGUCAACGUAGCGACUGCUGUGAACCAGGCCAAGACAGGAGCUGAGAAGGCGCAAGCUCAAGAGAAUCUUGCUGAGAUGCUCAACCAGCGGCAAAGUACUUAUGUUCGAUGGUCGCUCGAUCGACAUGUUACCAAGAUUAGAAUACUACCACGCGACACAGCGGUACUGAAGCCUAGGUCGGACUUUGAAAAAGAGGAUACCGCAGGCCGUACCGUUACCGACUGGAGAGCUUAUGGCUCGCACUUACUAGACUAUUACGCUCAUCGGUACGGUGGACAGUAUAUUGGAUUCGGCUCUGAUCCACCGACACCCUCCAAGGAAACAAUCAUGCCAAACAUUGAGCGCCUCAUUGUUGCGACAUCACCGUUCCAGGAGUUCAUCAUGACCACCCGUCGUGUGUACAGAUGGGAGUACCCUGUCGAGACAACGAAGUACCUCGUAAUUUACAUCGUCCUUUGGUAUCUGAGCCUCCUUUUACCAGGUGCUCUGUCAGUAGUAUUAUAUCUGGUCGCAGAACGUCGCUUGCACGGACAGUCUAUCGAGGACCUCCGCGAAGAUAUCAAACACCGCGAAGACGUGGAGAGAACAGCGCUCUCGCUCACCGAGUUCAUCGAAAAACAAGGCGAUGAGAACUGGGCGCACGAUCUCCUCCAAGAUCUCGGUCCCUGGCUCAUGGUUCAGCUAGCCGAUCUAGCAAACUUCUUCGAGAGCGUCCGCAACUUCUACGAAUGGAGAAAGCCAACGCGCACACUAGCCGUCCUUGUAGUCCUCGCUACGGGUAUUCUUAUCACAGUCUUCACGCCUCUCUGGCUGCUCAUCAAAGUCUCCACAUUCUCCGCUGGUUUCACCUUCUUCUGCCUCUUCCCCAUCUCCGUCAACUUCCCAAACUACCGCCUCCUCGUCUCACCUUCAAAACGUCUGUUCUGGAAUAUUCCAACGCACGCUGAGUGGGCAAUUCAGUACAUGCAAGCCGAAGGUCUCCGCGUCGUCACUGAGAAGCAGAAUGCUAGCGCGAACAUGACCACCCUGACGGAUACGAAUAGUCCUGACGCUGCUGCCUUAUCGGAAGGGCAGGACUUUGCCUCGUAUUCCUGCCAUUACGAUGGAUCGCCAGGACGUCUCAUCAUGAACCGUACAGGAGUACGUUUUGUCGCAAAGGGUCCAUUGCACCAAGGCCUCUUCUCUCUUCCGUAUGAUCGGAUUGGCUAUCUAGAGAAGCAAGACCGACAUGUGGAAAAGAUGGUCAAAGUGCUCAAGGAGUGCGAUAAGGACUUGCGUCUCGUCGAUAGAGAUGAGCAUGAGUGGAUACUGCACGAAGUGGAAAAGAGGGAUGAGGCGUUUAGUCAGAUUGUUGGAUUUAGUCGAACAAGUUGGCAGGUGAUUUGGUAAUCGUAGUUCGUAUUUCCCAGAUGUCCAUCUAUCAGACACAAGAGCACACGAAUCUCAACAUC